CGCGGACUGCCUGGUUUGAGAUGUGAGUGGAAGAUGUCGGUUUCGGGUCUGAAGGCCGAAUUGAAGUUUUUGGAGUCAAUUUUUGACCCAAACCACGAACGUUUCAGAAUUAUCGAUUGGAAGCCCGAUGAGCUUAGUUGUCAAUUUAAUGUAACCGGUGAAAAACUGUUGAUAAUACAUUGCAACAUCACGGAGUCAUACCCCUCUACACCCCCAAUCUGGUUUGUUGACUCUGAUGAUCCAAGUCUGACAGAGGUGUUGGAGCGCUUGGAAGAUGUCAGAAAAGGAACAUCUUUGCUCCUGCAGCAGCUAAAGCGUCUCAUCUGUGACCUGUGUCGACUGUACAACCUGCCCCAGCACCCAGAUGUUGAGAUGCUAGAUCAGCCCCUCCCUGCUGGGCCCAUCAACCCAGAGCGCAAGCAUGGACCAGCAGAUGAAGUGACAUCCGAGGAGGAGGAGGAGGAAGAAAUGGGCGAGCAGGACAUUGAAGACCUGGACCACUAUGAGAUGAAGGAGGAGGAGCCUGUACAUGGGAAGAAGUCAGAGGACGACGGGAUUGAGAAGGAGAACCUGGCCAUCCUUGAGAAGAUCCGUAAGAACCAGAGGCAGGACCACUUGAACGUAAGUGCUCAUUCGGGUGCCGUUUCUGGUUCAGUUCAGGCCUCCGAUCGUCUCAUGAAGGAACUCCGGGAGAUCUACAGAUCACAGAGUUACAAGACAGGUAUUUAUUCGGUGGAGCUAGUCAAUGACAGCCUUUAUGAAUGGCACGUCAAAAUAAGAACGGUAGACCCAGAUAGUCCGUUGCAUAGUGACUUGCAGGUUCUGAAGGAAAAGGAAGGGGUGGACUACAUUCUGCUCAGUUUCUCAUAUAAAGAUAACUUUCCUUUUGAUCCACCGUUCGUACGGGUCGUCUCUCCUGUGCUGGCCGGAGGGUACGUUCUUGGCGGAGGGGCCUUAUGUAUGGAGCUUCUCACAAAACAGGGUUGGAGCAGUGCCUAUUCCAUUGAGUCUGUCAUCAUGCAGAUCAAUGCCACCCUAGUCAAAGGAAAAGCCAGGGUGCAGUUCGGAGCCAAUAAGAAUCAGUACAGUCUUGCCAGGGCACAACAGUCAUACAAAUCCCUGGUACAGAUUCACGAAAAGAAUGGCUGGUACACACCUCCUAAAGAAGAUGGGUAAAGAGUUCACUCCUCAUUCUCCCUGGGAACAUAAUGUCUUUUGGGUAAAAAAACAACAACAACAAUAUAUUUUAAUUUCUUUUGGAGCUAUUUUCUCCCUUCUGACUUAUUUGGGAGUUAUAUCAUCUUUCUUGUGGAAACCAACUGGCAAAUUCUUCCGUCUGGCCUGUCGUCAGCUCAGUAGACCAGUAUCUCUUCUCUGCCUGGCCCAAUAACGGGCUAGACUGUCUACUCCCUGCUGCAUUACUCCACUGUCCCCUUCACCUGAGGAGAAUGUCUGUUAUAAAUGAGGGGCUCGGAGGUCCUGUUGCAUCACUCCACAGCCCCCUUCACCUGAGGAGAAUGUCUGUUAUAACUGAGGUGCUCGGAGGUCCUGUUGCAUCACUCCACUGUCCCCUUCACCUGAGGAGAAUGUCUGUUAUAACUGAGGUGCUCGGAGGUCCUGUUGCAUCACUCCACAGCCCCCUUCACCUGAGGAGAGUGUCUGUUAUAACUGAGGGGCUUGGCUGUCCUGUUGCAUCUUUUCACAUUUUGUUUUCCCUUAUCUCUCUCUCGAUGUGGAGAACAGCCUUUUCUCCUUCCAUACAUGCGCUGGUUUUGACGACGUGGGCUCGACUAACGGAUCAUCUUGAUUAGUUCCUCCUCGGUGAGAGAACCUACCUACUGUACAGCAGACAGGUCUGACUAGAGCUGGUUUGUUCGUAUCCACAACCACCACCACCUGUUUUUAGUGUGAAGCUGUACGCUCUUACAGCCAGCCACAGCAUUUGGCAGUGGGAUUUGAACUGAAACCUCUCUGUGGUGACAGUUGGAUUUGAACUGAAACCUCUCUGUGGUGACAGUUGGAUUUGAACUGAAACCUCUCUGUGGUGACAGUUGGAUUUGAACUGAAACCUCUCUGUGGUGACAGUUGGAUUUGAACUGAAACCUCUCUGUGGUGACAGUUGGAUUUGAACUGAAACCUCUCUGUGGUGACAGUUGGAUUUUAAAGCGAAUAUGAAGGAAGAUGGAGGAUCACUUAAGAUGUUUCAGUGAUGUCAUCUUUAGUGACGCUGCUCCUUUUUCUCCCCUGACUUUGUGUAAUAUUUACUGGUACCAAAUUACAGACGUUGUUUAAAAGAAAUAGUAUAUGCUUAAAUGUAUUGUUAUUCUGCUUGCUGGCUUUUUUUUGUUGCUUUUAAAAAAAAAUGAUGUCCCAGCAGUAACAUCGUGCCAGAUUGGUGACAAAAUGGUGGGUGACUAGGAUGCAGGAAGGGGUCUCCCAAAUGACACCCUAGUAUCUAGAUAGUGCACUUCUUUUGACCUAUGGGAAUGAAAAAGCAGGAUAUGGACAACAUUCUUAGGAAAGCAAAGUAACUCUGGAUCAUUCUUCUUUUUUUCUUUUUCUGAUAAACGUGUCGGUCAAAAAAAUACUGCACGAUGUAGUAAACGAGUUGCCAUUUUGGGAUGAAAUCUACCACUGCGUACCAUCUCCCUGCUGUCCUGUAGGAUGCGGCUGUUGAUCCUCAGUUACAACAUCACACCUGAACAUAUAUUUUUUUUUUAGAAUGGUUAAGUGAGCUAGCUCCACCAAGCCGUCUGUCAUGUUGUUUUCUAUUUAAGGGGAUCGCGUAGGGGAUGUCCUGGUUCCAGAUCUCCUGGGGUUUGGUCUGUACCCAGAAGUUCAUACCGUUUCUCUGCCGUACCGGGGUAUGCGGUAUUACCGAAUGUGCACAGAAGUUGUUGGCUCUAUUUUUAUGCACAAAACAAUUUAGGUAACAGGGGCUCUUGAUCCAGGAAGGGAUUGAACGUCUCUGCUGUAACCAAGUAGCUUGAUCUUGACAUCUCAACACUUUGCUAACAAGUCAACAAGCACCGUGCAUAGCUGGAGCCCUGAGCUGGAUAUAAUUUAUUUAACACAUCUUAGAUUUCUUAUAGUUAUUCUAAAUUUAAAGUUAGCACUCUCUCCCAUAACAACCACCCCCCACCCCAAAAACCCUCAAUUCUAAAUCAUACCAUUUGUUAUUACCCCGGUAUAAAUUGUAUAUAUCGCCCAAGCCUUUUGUCCUCUAAUGACCAUAG
Messenger RNA from Oncorhynchus tshawytscha (Chinook salmon), 3236 nucleotides. RefSeq names its product ubiquitin-conjugating enzyme E2 Q2-like. The coding region runs from base 34 to 1176 and encodes 380 amino acids. The record is from RefSeq and is a predicted model, not a curated record. NCBI's taxonomy places the organism in Eukaryota, Metazoa, Chordata, Actinopteri, Salmoniformes, Salmonidae. The transcript has 14 exons.